Messenger RNA from Oppiella nova, 336 nucleotides. The record is from the annotation of a GenBank genome assembly. NCBI's taxonomy places the organism in Eukaryota, Metazoa, Arthropoda, Arachnida, Sarcoptiformes, Oppiidae.
AUGUACGCCACCAACGGUGGACACAAAGACAUCGUUCACUAUCUGCUGGAAAGAGGAGCUGAUCCUAACUAUCACAACGAUAACUCGACGCCAUUGAUGGCUGUCUGCGGCGCUCGCAGUGAUGUGAGCGAAGAGGAUCUGAUUGAUUGCGCCAAAAGUCUGAUGAAAUUUGGCGCAAAUGUGAACGCUUUGGAUAAAUACGGAAACUCUGCGCUCAUAUAUGCGGCCAAAGCCGGGAAGUGUGGUCUCACUCAAGAACUCAUCGAUAAUAACGCAGAGAUUAAUCGUGCAAACAAUGAGGGCUGGAAUGUAGGCAUUGCUGAAGACAUUCAAUAG